AUGAUCGGUACAGUGCUCUGCUACGUGCUGCUGCCGGCGGCACGGCUUCUCCGAGCCCUUCUAGAUGCUUUCUUUACCUGUCAAAAGAAUGUGCUUCUGGCGAAGAGCACGUCCACACAGAUAGAAGAUGCCUUUGCUGAGACCAGAGGAAGGUUGAUUCCAGAAGAGCAAGAAGCCCUUCUCCAGCAGUGGCUGAAGGAAGGACCAGGGAAUUUGCCAGCCAGUGAGAGUGCUCCAGCAGAGGGGAAAGUGUCAGUUAAGCUUACUAGUGACUGGUUAGAAGGUUCAGAGUUAUUGAUGACUAGCCUCAGUGACCUGAAUUCAGCUCCAGAAAUCACCCAGUGUGCUGGUCAGCAGCUCACAGAGCUACACACCUUGGCUUCUUCAGAACCACAAGAGCAUGCAGUGACUGAACCAGCAAAGGAAACAGUGGCUGUAGCAGGCACUGCCCCUUGGGCAGCUGUGGUACCACAGACAGAUCAUCAGAUAGCUGGUUGUGCUACUGUCAGUGUAGAUGUGCAGAAUGAAGACCCAGCUGUGCUGGCCUGGAGUUUAGCAUGCAAUACAGAGACAGUGCCAGCGGAGCCCCUGGGCUGGCCCACUCAGCAUACACUACAACUGUGUCCUCACCCAACAGAGGUACCCUACCAUGAGGUUUUGUGGAGGGAGUGGGAAGAUCUUUCUGCUGAGCCCUGUGUGCUAGAGCAGGUGACGGAAAACACUCAACUUUUUGAAUUUCGAGUCAUGUCUUACAACAUCCUUGCUCAGGACCUGGUGGAGCAGGGCCUUGAUCUCUAUCUACACUGUCAUCAAGACAUCCUGGACUGGAACUACCGUCUUCCAAACCUUUUGCAGGAGAUCCAGCACUGGGAUCCUGAUGUUCUGUGUCUCCAGGAAGUGCAAGAAAACCAUUACUGGGAGCAGUUGGAACCGACAUUCAAGGCAAUGGGCUUUACAUGCUUCUAUAAACGAAGAACUGGGACGAAGACAGAUGGCUGUGCAGUGUGCUAUAAGCACAGCAGGUUCCAGCUGAUCAGCCUCAGCCCCAUAGAAUACUUCCGUCCUGGCCUGGAUGUCCUCAACCGGGAUAAUGUGGGUUUGGUGCUGCUGCUCCAGCCUCUGCUCCCAGACAGCCUAUAUCUGAAGGCAGUCAGUCCUUUGUGUGUGGCCAACACUCACGUGUUGUUCAAUCCCCGGCGGGGAGAUAUCAAACUGGCCCAGAUGGCCUUGCUUCUAGCAGAGAUUGACAAGAUUGCAAAAACUGCUGAAGGCAACUACUAUCCUGUCAUCUUGUGUGGAGACCUGAACUCUGUACCCGAUUCUCCACUCUACAAAUUCAUCCGAAAUGGUGAACUUUCUUACCAUGGGAUGCCAGCCUGGAAGGUGUCUGGUCAGGAAGAUUUUUCCCAUCAGUUGUAUUCACGGAAACUGCUGGCCCCACUGUGGCCAAGCUCACUGGGUAUAACAGACAACUGCCAGUACGCCACCCUGUGCCAACCAAAGAAACUAGGCAGACGGAAGUACAGCCGGGACUUCCUGCUCCAGUUUCGUUUUUGCAGUGUUGCCUGUGAACGACCACCACAGCUGAUCCUCUUGGAAGGUGUGACAGAUGCUAAACCAGAGUGCCCUGCACACUGGCCCAAGCCUGCUGGCAUGAUGAAAGACCCAGAUCCCCAGCCAUUUGUCCCAAGGUCCUCAGGCAUUAUGCGGCAUGGCCUCAACUUGACAUCUGUCUACAGCCACUUUCUGCCACAGAGAGGACGCCCAGAGGUCACAACGAUGCCCAUGGGGCUUGGAGCUACUGUUGAUUAUAUCUUCUACUCAGCAGAGCCUGUGGAGAAUGGCAACAGAGGGGGUCGUAGGCUGUACAAGGAUGGAGCCCUGAAGCUGCUUGGCCGCCUUUCCCUUCUCUCUGAAGAUGUUCUGUUGUUGGCAAAUGGCUUACCAAAUCCUUUUUGUUCAUCUGAUCAUCUCUGCCUGCUGGCUAGCUUUGGCUUGAAGAUCUCUAGCAUCAGAGAGGGUUAGUGUUGGUUCCCUCUCCCUAAAGAAAAGCUGAUCUGAAUAUAGCAGUUGAGGUUCUGGACUGCAGAAUCUGCUUGUGAGAAAGCUCUUCUUCAUCAUGGCCUAGAAGACCCUUUCUCCCCUGAUACUCUCACAAAAAGCAGGGGUGGGAGAGUUGAAGCACUUCUGUGUUGGUGUUUUGUGCAUCUCUGCAAACCCGAGCUGUGUUCCCAGUGGGCCUCCAGCUGUAGUUAGACAUUACAUCUCUUGAAGGGAUUUUUGUUCCACUGCUUUGUUUAGCAGGUGUUUUAGUGCUGCAGGAACCAACAUAAAUCCCUUGUUUAUUUGUCCCUGUGUGAGAUCGUCAAGGAGCUGGGAAAGAGAGGGGCAAUGCUGCCUACUUCUGGUUAGUUAACUGCUGCCAAGGAGCAGGGGAUGUAUACACCAAUAUUCUCUCACACCAGAACAACAGUUCUCUUAAUUUCCAGUGAUAGUUUGUAAAGUAUGGUCCUUCCAGAGCUAGCUGUUGUGUUUCCUUUGGGAGUUGACUCUGCUAAAUGCUUAGGAAUGGUUUUUACUUAAUAACGUGUAAGGGCUGCCUUGCUGGCAGAAGGGUUUGUGUAGUCGAACAGUUUCUACAAAAGGCUGCCUGCUUUGACUAAUGGACCAGGGAAUGGGAUUGCCAGGAAUUGAGCCAGAGGUUCUACAUAUCCACCCACAGGAAACGCAGACCUGCGGCAAAAGCCUAGAGGCCUUGGGGAAGGCUCCCUUCGUUUUUAGCAGUCUGAGGACAGUACCUAGUUUAGCACUUGUAGGAAAAAUGUUUACUAUCGUCCCUGUGAAUAUCAGGUGGAAAAAAAACCCAUCCUGUAAAGCAUGACAACCCCAGGAGGCCAUAGCUGAGGGAGAUCCCAAAAGAAAUAUGAAAGUGGAACACAUGUGAGAGGCGGCAGAGCCAUCAGAUGGAAGAGCUGAUACUUGCCACUUGCCCUGCUCUUUCUCAGUGCCCUCCCUAUUCCAUUCAGCCUUCCAGGGGUCAGCCAACCUGUGGCAUCCUCCUGUGCCAGAUGGAAGUUCAUAGUACAGGCUUCUGGAGCCAGCUGUGUGUAGGUAGGUAGAACCUAUAGGACUGACUCCUGUCCCUUGACAGGGAGGAGGGAGGCUGUGUGACUUUGAGCCAGAUUGGAUUGCCUGGAUCUCAAUUUAUCUGUGGUGUCCCAUCAGUGUACUUUUGUCAGUAUUGGCUUGGCCAGUAUAAAACCAGUAGAACUGUACAUGUUUCUAAGGCAUGUUCCCCAGUUCACUCUGACAUUUGGCACUUGGUUUUUCUAUGACAAAUGAAUGCAGUGUUGGGCAGAAAUAUUGUCAAUCUUCUGUUUGCAAACAGGUCAGGGAAAUCCAGUCCCACCUGUUUUCUUUGUGGGAAGGUAGAAGGAGACUUGAAAUACUGUUCUCUCUUCCUGGCUUAUAUUGGGAGACUUUCAUAUUUUA
Messenger RNA from Indicator indicator, 3492 nucleotides. It is a transcript of the gene ANGEL1, whose product is annotated as angel homolog 1. The transcript has 10 exons. NCBI's taxonomy places the organism in Eukaryota, Metazoa, Chordata, Aves, Piciformes, Indicatoridae. Gene Ontology annotation, molecular function: 3'-5'-RNA exonuclease activity. Bases 1 to 2025 code for a protein of 674 amino acids. The record is from RefSeq and is a predicted model, not a curated record.